Menidia menidia (Atlantic silverside) is the source of this 1773-nucleotide messenger RNA. The record is from the annotation of a GenBank genome assembly. NCBI's taxonomy places the organism in Eukaryota, Metazoa, Chordata, Actinopteri, Atheriniformes, Atherinopsidae.
GAGCAAACAUGCUUGAAAAUUGACCGUUGAUUUUUGUUUAGUGAAAAGGGAGAGAGGGAAUAAAGGCCUCAGAUUCAGAAUUGUCCUGGCUGGAAUCCAAUCAGGUCAUUAGGAGCAGGUGGAGCCAGAGCAAAGUUCCCAUAUCUGACUGCUGGUUGACAGACAAAAGCAGCAGUGCUCUCUGAAAACACCAAAAAAAAACAACUCAGGUUUUUAAUGUGAAAAGUUAUAAUGGGGUUCAGAGUGGCUGCUUUCUUUGGGUUUGUGCUUUUCCUCUCAUGUGGAAAUCUUUGCUCCGCAGCACAAAUCCACUCAGUCUUGAUCACCAAUGAGACUCUCCACCAGGUCAGCCAGAACCAAGUGAAGACAAGCUCAGAGCAAACGGCUCUCAACCAGACUGAGCAAAGCCACCUGGUCCGCUCUCCUGUCACCUCCCAGCUCAGGACUUACCAUCUGAGGAAACCCGCUGACAGACCAAAAGCUCUGCUCCGUGUUGAGGGGCACAAACUGCAGAGGGCCCAGGCCAGAGGGCUACACUCCGAGCUAAAGGAAUCCACCCAAGCACAAGAGGUGUUGCAGAGUCGAGCUCAAGAUCCUCAUUUGCCUGUCGAGAAGGAAUCAAAGGUGCUGGUGAAGGUUAAGCAGCAGGUGCCAGUGCCAGCAGAGAGCGUGUUGGCACGCUGUGGAGAGAAAAAGGUCACCAUAGCGGUCAAUCAGGACUUUCUAGGCGGAUGUGCAGCAGUGGACACUGUUGACCAUGUCCUGAUGUUUCAGGUGGAAUUGCAGAACUGCAGCAGCACAGUAAUGAUGACAGAAGAGGCUAUCAUCUACACAUUUACCCUGAAAUACUUUCCAAAACCUGUAGGCAAGACCCCUAUUUUAAAGACCAACCCUGUUGAGAUGAACGUCCGGUGCCACUAUCAAAGGAGGCAGUACGUGAGCAGUGACGCCAUGAGGCCGGCAUGGACCACCUUUGCGUCUAAACAGCAAGCGGACCAGCGGCUGCACCUCUCCUUGCGUCUUAUGACAGAGGACUGGCAGUCACAGAGGCCUUCUAAUGUUUACUUCCUGAGUGACGUGAUGCACAUGGAGGUAUCUGUUCUCCAGGGUCACCACGUUCCUCUUAGGAUCUUUGUGGACAGUUGUGUGGCCACUGUCAACCCAGAUCCCAGUUCUCGACCCAGAUACCCCUUCAUCAACAACUACGGGUGUUUCAAUGAUUCUAAGCUGACAGGAUCCAAGUCUUACUUUUUACCACAGAACCAGCAGGAUAAACUUCAUUUCCAAUUGGAAGCAUUUAAAUUCUACCAGGAUGACAGGAAUGCACUCUACAUCUCAUGCCAUCUGAAAGCGACAAAAGUUGAUGCCCCUAUUGACGGGCAGCACAAAGCCUGCUCCUACUUGACUGAAGCCAAAAGAUGGGUGGCAUCAGGUGGAGACAAUAACGUGUGUCGCUGCUGUGAGAGCAGCUGCAGCAGCAGGCAGAGACAGAGAAGGAGCCUCGCAGCAAACGCUGCACUGCAGUGGGAAGGGAUGGCAGCUCCGGGUCCUAUCCUGUUGGAAGACGGCAUCCAAAACGAGGGGCUGACUGGGACGUCUGAGCCCCGUACCAACGAGAGCCCUGCUGUGUGGCGCAGGUGCAGCACUGUCUGUGGUGUUAGGCUGACGGCUGUGCUGGUUUACUGCCAGAGCCAUGCUGACCCCCUCCCAUCCCUGCCCACACCAGAGGCUAAUAAAAAGCCAUACCUAAUGAUACGCCAGCAGGAAGUGUGA